This is a messenger RNA of Ustilago hordei, 1116 nucleotides long. RefSeq lists its product as uncharacterized. The coding region runs from base 1 to 1116 and encodes 371 amino acids. The transcript is spliced from 4 exons. The record is from RefSeq and is a predicted model, not a curated record. NCBI's taxonomy places the organism in Eukaryota, Fungi, Basidiomycota, Ustilaginomycetes, Ustilaginales, Ustilaginaceae.
AUGACCUCUUCCACUGAUGAUUCUGGUGACAUCUCUGCAGAGUUGUUAUGCCAGUCCACUACACCUACAAGCUCUGCAACUCAGACCGAAAGCAUGCCUGCACUGUCUCAAUCUGGUUCUACAAGUGCUCCUGACAUCCACACUUCCUGUCCAACUCAAGCCUCUAGAUCUGCCACAGGCAAGAAGAACUUGACAUGGUUGGGUGCCAAUGUUCUUCACCUUGUCAUGAUCCUCUACAACAACAACUCCUACCAGUGCACUCUGCUGCCAUCUCCAGAAUCGGCUGAGAGCAAUCCAGCCCUCAAACUUCGCAAACAUCCCAUUUUUUGGGAUAUCUCCAAGAUGAUUUUCCCAGGCACAUCUGUUGAUCCCAAUCGCAUCAAGUCCAAGCUGAGGUGGCUGCUAGAGACAUACUACAGGGAGAAGAAGAAGCUUUCACCCACUGGAGCUGGUACACUGCUGGAGGACAUGGAUGCAUCCAACCUGUCCUACGUAUCUCGCAUUGCCCUGUCAACAAAGUAUGCUUGGUUUGAAAGGAUGCACAAGAUGAUGAAUGGCCAAUUCAAUGCUGAUCCCACAGCACUUAUCACAACUCCCAGUCUCAACUUCACCAGCGAUGACAAGCCUGACAUGCCUUCGAAUGGCUCAGCUGACAUACCCAUGGAUAUUUGUGGCAGCGAGCUGUACAAUCACAGCGCUCAUGGCCGUGCUGCUGUUGCAUCCACUUCUGGUGCAUCCUUUGCUGGCACUGGUGAUGAUGACAUCUUUAACACACCUUCGCCUCCACCUUUGCAGGCUCGACCACCUUCCUCCACUGCUGGCGGUUUGGAUGUCUCUGAUUCCACCUCUUCUCAAUCUUCAGCCCAGCUCUCUCCCAGCACCAAGCACAAGCGAGGUGCCCUUGAUCACAAGCGCAACACACUUGCUGAAGCUUUCUAUCAUUCUUCCAUUGAUACCCUUCAGAUCUGCCUGCAGCUUGAACAGGAAUGCACCAGACAUGAGAAAAUACUGGAGGCUGAGCAUACCAAGCACGAGGAGAUCAUCAAACAGGAUGCUCGUCAGAACACCAGCAACAACAACAACAUGGACUCUUCAUUCAAUCUUCCUGUCUUGUAG